Molecule: messenger RNA, 4495 nt
Organism: Pocillopora damicornis (cauliflower coral)
Lineage: Eukaryota; Metazoa; Cnidaria; Anthozoa; Scleractinia; Pocilloporidae
Product: protein MON2 homolog
Source: RefSeq, a predicted model, not a curated record
UCCAAUAUGGCGGCCUCCUCCCUUUGUUCCACCAAAUUAAUCUACUGAAAACUUCGGACAAAAACAAUCCUAAAAUGGCCAGAAAUGGUACAAAUCCCAGCAGAGAUAAAAAAUUAAUUUAUGUGAGGGCUCGCUGCUGAUCAUCUCGAACAUGUCGAAAACUCUGGACGAGCGAUCACGGAAAUUUAUUGAUGCAGUCCAAUCUGACCUUAGAGCUUUGUCGAACGAGACUAGGCGAAAAUUUCAACCGGUUAAAGAGGCGGCAGAAGCUGGAAUCUUACGCCUCAGAACUAUUGGUGCUGCUAAGGUGAAGAAUUUGAAAAUCACAAAAGUGAUUGCUGAAGAAACUGAGAUAGUCCAACCUUUCUUACUUGGCUGUGAUACCAAGAGUCUCCGAGUGGUACAAAUUUCUCUGACAGCUCUUCAGCGGCUUAUAACCAAUGAUGCUUUAUCAGAGGCCAUGGUCUUGUGCUUCAAGUUGUACUUCAUUAAAGAUGCAACAAUCUGUACAACAGCAGCAGCAACUGUGAGGCAGAUGGUGUCAGUGAUAUUUGAAAGAGUUAUUACUGAGGAUAAACAAGGCCUGGCUUCUCAGGAUGUAGAAGAAACAGCAGGUUCAGUGCGACACAAGAACUGUCCAGUCAGUCUGCACCCAUGUGGAAGGGAUGCUUAUCUUCUAUUUCAGGACUUAUGCCAACUGACAAAUGGUGAACAACCUUACUGGUUGAAUGGUAUCAAUGAGAUGACAAGAACAUUUGGAUUAGAGCUGCUUGAAAGUGUGCUCAGAGGUUACCCGAAUAUAUUUCUCAAGCAUCCAGAGUUCAGCUUCCUUCUGAAGGAAAGGGUAUGCCCUCUAAUUAUCAAGUUGUUCUCUCCAAGCAUCAAACAUCGCAUAAGCUCCACUCCGUUAGAAAAGCCUCUUUAUCCAGUGGCCGUUAGACUUCUGAGAAUUGUUUCUGUCCUGAUCGAGAAAUUUUACACUCUUCUGGUAACAGAAUGCGAGAUAUUUCUUUCUCUAUUGGUGAAGUUCUUGGAGCCAGACAAACCUCAGUGGCAAAGAGCAUUGGCUCUUGAAGUUCUUCAUACCCUUACCAUCCAGCCAGCCUUGCUGAGGUCAUUUUGUCUUUUCUACGACAUGCAAGAGCAUUCUACAAGAAUCUUCCAUGAUAUGGUGAAUGCUCUGACAAGUUUUACUCAGGGAAUAUUCACCAACCUGUCAAUGCACAGCUCGUCACAGAACACAGCUCACCUGCCGAGUGCAAACACGAUCCAAACACCCUCCAGUGCCCCUCCCCCAUCAGUUGUGGCGUUGAGUGCAAUGGGCGGGGUCACCCCGCAACCUGGAUUCUCCUAUAGGGGUGCAUGGAUACCCCUGUCUGUUUUGCCCGUUUUAGGACAAGCGAAACCUGUUUACCUUGAACAGUUAGAAAAAGAAAAUUCAUCGAUCUCCGACGGCUACACACUCUCCAUUGCGUUUGCUUGUUUGCUGGAGAUCGUCAAAAGUCUUGAUGUGCUUGUACAAGAAAACAAUGGUGUGUCAAGUGCUGCCGAAGGGAUGGGGUGGAUUGAGCCUGAUGUAUCAGGAGCAGCCAUUGAAACCGGAGUGGGAACUGACACCAUCAAUGAGAAUGAUAAAGGAUCAAAGGCACCAGAUUUAUUUCAGGAGAUGGUGUCGGCCUCGUGGUGUGGUAUUUUGGCGUCACUUUCUUUACUGUUGGAAGCAAGCAAUGAUGAAACAGUCACGGAAUCCAUUCUAAAAUCCUACCAGCUUUACGCCAACGUCUGUGGUAUAUUGAAUCUUACAACUCCAAGAGAUGCUUUUAUCACAUCACUUUGCAAGGCAGCACUGCCCCCACACUACACCCUGACAGUAGUCAAUCCCCACUCUGGUACCGCACAGGUUUCUUAUGUCAAAAUGCCAAUUAGUGGUACUCAGGCUCUCUUGGAUCCUCAAGGAGGAGAUCACCGGGCUCUGGGUAAAUCACCGACCAACUCAGGGGAGACUGGUUUUGGUGCUGUGGUCACAGGGACCCCACUUGGCUCUAGUCAUGGUCCAGUGUCGUUGACAGCGAAGAACAUCCAAUGUAUGCGAUCGUUACUGAGCCUUGCUCACUGCCAUGGUGGAAUUCUGGGUACAGCGUGGCACAUGGUUCUUACCACGCUUCAGCAUCUUACCUGGAUUUUGGGUCUCAAGCCAUCAACUGGAGGAACACUCAAAGCCAUGCCAGCGAGCGAGGCCCCUAAUCUGGUUAUAACACAAACAAUGAUGGCUGAACUUCCAGUCUUGGCUGCAAUCUUAUCAAGACUCUUUGAAACAUCUAAAUACCUGGAUGACGUAGCCCUCCAUCAUCUUGUAGACGCACUUUGUAGAUUGUCGUCUACAUCCAUGGAACAAGCUCAAAGCAAUAAGGAACCAUCUCUCUUCGCCGUUGCUAAGUUAUUAGAAACAGGCCUAAAUAACCUUCACCGCGCACGCGUUUUGUGGAAACCGCUGACCGCACAUCUGUUGGAGGUUUGCCAACAUCCUCACACUAAAAUGAGAGAAUGGGGCGCCGAGGCGGUGACGUCAUUGGUUCGCUCAGCUCUGACGCAUGACCACGAUCCACCAUUGAAACAAGACUUGCAAUUACAGUCCAUGCUUUUGGGUCCACUCCAAGAAAUGUCCACUAUAAGUUUCUCUGAUAUUCGCUAUAAACAAUUGGAAUGUGUUCUUCAGAUUCUUCACUCCACUGGUCAAAAUCUUGGUCAGGGUUGGUUAUGUGUGUUGGGAGUUAUCGGAGCGGCUACUAACCAACAAGGGGAAGGUCUUAUUCGCGUGGCAUUCCAAAGCCUGCAGCUCGUGGUGACCGAUUUCCUUCCCUUGAUGCCUUGCACGUGCAUCAAGGUGGUAGUAGAUGUGGCAGGAAAAUUUGGCCUCCAGCCUCAGGAGCUGAACAUUAGCUUGACAGCCAUUGGUCUGUUGUGGAAUAUCUCCGAUUUUCUCUCACAACACCGAGAAAAAAUUCGCACAGAGUUGCAAGACAUUGAAACGACCUUAAAUGACAGUGCUAAGUACGACAAACCCGUCCCCCCCUCAGACAGGCAGUGGAUGUGUUUGUAUUCCAAACUUGGUGAGUUGUGUGUCGACCCACGGCCAGCCGUCAGAAAAAGCGCAGGACAAACGCUGUUCUCCACCAUUAGUGCGCAUGGCUCGUUGCUGGAAAAUAUCACGUGGUACACAGCUCUGUGGAGGGUGUUGUUUCCUUUGCUUGAACAAGUGAAAACCAUGUCUACUUCAGCAGCUGAUGUUCCUCCUCCGAGCGAUGCAGUAAACUCAAAGAAUAAAAUCCUCAUUCACCAUUCACGUGAUACCGCUGAAAAACAGUGGGCGGAAACUCGUGUUCUGACACUCAGUGGCGUGGCGCGUGUGUUUAACAACCGGCGCCAAAUUUUAGCGGGCCUUGAUGAGUUCCCGCGCGCAUGGGCGCUUUUGUUGGAGUUUAUUGAGUCUGCGGCUUUGAGCAAGUCCGCUGAAGUUGCACUGGCGGCUCUCAAGAGUUUUCAGGACAUCGUUCAAGAUUCGUCAGAAAGUCAAGAGGGUGCUGGCGCAAAUUCCUCAAACACAGGAGACAACGGGAAUGACAAAAGAGUAGCAAAGGGAGCUGCUAAACUUAAAGUUAAACCUAAGUUUUGUGAGGCAGCAGACGAGGAUUUAAAUCUAUGGACGAACGCGUGGCGUGCUUGGUACAACAUCGGCAUAACAAGCAUGUCUGAGGCACAUAUCGUCAGAACUCGCAGGGACUCUUCUGGAAAAAUCACUACAGCUAGAACUUACCCUGCGCAAGCUUUCCUGGCAGCUUUAGUUCAGAUUUUUCCUUCGCUAUUUAUGAGAAUAUAUAGCCGUUUUGGCCUGGCUGAUCUACAGAAGCUUGCGCGAAUUCUACAGACCUCUGUAACUAUUCCUGUACAUAUAGAUCAGUCGCCGUUUUUAGUUCCUUCAUUUCAGGAUACUGUGUUAACAGCGUUACAACACGCUAUUCUGGAUGCUAUUGAAAUUUUGCGCGAGCCUCUGCCUCAUUCUUCCAACUCGGUUCUCCACGAUUCAAAACAACCAAUGUAUCCGACACUUUUUACACUGUUGCUGCAGUUUUUUGAUUAUGCGACAGAACCUCCAAAAGUUGACGAUUCGUCUAAUGCAGAGGCUUCGAGAAGGAAGAAAAAGGAAUGGAUUAUUCUAUCGUUGACUCCGUUCUCGGAGAAAUGCAUGGAAAUGGUUGUGGUACUCUACGGGGAAUGUUUAUCUGAGCCAGCUGUUAUAGAGGAAAAAGUGUUGGAGAAAAUCAUCAAGUCUUUGCGCAAUCCUCUUCGUCUCAAGUACAGCUGCUCGUCACAGUCCACCUGGAAGCUAGCCGUAGAUUCAUUGAUGACUGUCAUUCGUAAAGGACUCAAUGUGGCUCUCGCACGACCAGGUACCGUGACUUAAAUUGACUUAAAUGACUGUUUACUUCAUGAAGCU